GGGUUUCCAAGACAACCGUUAGACUGUAUUUACAAACCAAAUGUUUGUUUAGGACGCCAAGAAAAGGCAUUUUCUGUCCUACCAUCACAAUGGUAAACAGCUAAACACAACUCAACUUUAUUGGGGCUUUAAGUGGAACCGUGUUAUUCGGUCAGAUAUGACUAAGACUGAGCUUUUCCACAACCAACAUUAAAGUUUUUAGGACCCUCCCUUUUUCUCUCUCUCUUCUCCAAUCUCUUUUCUCUUCCCCUCCCUCCAUCCCUCCUCAUUGCCAGUGCUUUGGACUCCAGCGCACAGACUACUUCCCUAAAGAGGCAGACCAUAUCAGAUUGCCUCUAAGGCACUGAAAUACUCUGACACCCCCCACCGAAUGACUCCGGAUCAGGUGGACAUUAGUAGAACUUUGCUGUUCGGCUUAGAAAGUGCCCAUACCUUAUGGACAUGCUCAGACAGCUUGUAUCCAGAGGCCAGGUGUGUUCAAAUAAAAAAAAAAGACAUUUCUGAGUAUUAUUUCCUGUGUCAGGGAGUUAAAUGAGCACAUAUAAAGACAUAACAUUCCAGUCUAUGGAGCUGUGGAGAACAAACAUGGUUUGGGAUAAACAUGGUGAUACAGGUGUAUUCAGACAGAGCGAACACUAUGAGUUAAUCAUCUGAAACCGUGCCUUCUUCUUCUGAUAAACAUUUUCAACCCACUUUAACCUGUGAACAUGCGCCUACGUGGGUAUAUGUGGAGAUGGCCCUACCGUCCUGCGGAAGGAGUGAUGCUGCUGCUGGGGCUCAGCUUGGCCCGGUCCGUUUCUGCGCAGCUCACCUGUCAAGCAGCCGAAGCCGCUCAGAACCUCACCCAGCCUCAGUACAACAACACUCCCAACAAGAACACCAAUGCGGAUUUUCUGAUGCCAUUCGUCCAGUCCUUUCUUUACACGGUCCAGCCUCACCCAUUUCCUGAAGAUUUAAUCCUUAAAAUAGUCAAGGAUCCUCAGCAAGGGCUGUCAAAUCAAGAUCAGAUGACUGAAAUCCUGAUGUAUGAAGUGGGUUUCCUAGUGUGUAUCGCCAUUGGCAUCCUGUACAUCGUCCUGAUGCCCAUAAUUGGCUUCUUCGUGGCUUGCUGUCGCUGCUGUGGCAACUGUGGUGGGAAGAUGUACCAGAAGCAGACGUCCUCGAUCCAUUGUCUCAGAAGAACUCUCUACUUCAGCGUGUUUGCAAUCACAAUCAUUAUCUUUGCUGGUAACAUCUGCAUGUUCAGAAGCAACCAAGCUCUUAAAGUGAGUGUGAACCAGAGUCCGUUGGAGCUCCACAACGCUCUAGAUGACAUGCGCACCUUCCUCAAAGCUGUGCCACAGCAAGUGGAAAAUGUGGUGAAUGAAAGCUACAGAAUUGUGCAGGAAGUCACCAGAAACUUAGACGACAUUGGACGUCAGUUGGGAAUGAAGGUCCAGCAACGUUUUAGAGGAACUGUUGACCCAGCUCUGCAGUUGGUCAGACAUCUACACCAAGAAAGCUUAAACACCAGUGACCGGCUGGACAAGCUGAACUCCUCACUGGUUCAACUGCAGUCCAGCAUAGACCGUAUUCAGGCCAACGUCACUGCUGUCAGAGAUCAGAUCAAUCAGACGCUGUCCAAGCCAGGUUGCACAGGAUGUCAAAACCUAACUAAAGACGUGCAGAAACUAACAGUAGAUACCACCAUUUCUUUUCCCAGCCUGCAUGAUUUUCAAUCUGCAUUGGAUGAAGUUAUAAAAGCUGAUCUCCAGUCCAAAAUAAGUGAGGCGGAGGAGUUUUUCCGCACGAUUCCUCAGAGGGUGACCAAUGAAACUAAUGAUUUAGUUCAAAACAGCAUAAAGCAGCUGAAUUACAUAAAAGCACAGAUUUCACAGGUUUCCAGUGAGCUCCAUCUGUCAGCUUUGAAUGAUAUGUCAAGGAAUCUGGACCAGGUACAGAGUGACAUCGACACGUACUUAUCUAAAGUGGAAAGUGCUGACGAUAUUAGAUGGAGGGUAGGUGUGGCCCUGUGCUUUGUGGUCCUCCUGGUGGUGGCCUGUAACAUCCUGGGUCUGGUUCUGGGCCCUCUGGGUCUGUCACCCAAGGAAGACCCCACCCGCCGCUCCUGCACCUCCGACUGUGGAGGCAUCUUUCUCAUGAUGGGAGCCGGGUUCAGCAUCCUCUUUUCCUGGCUUUUCAUGAUAGUGGUGCUGCUGCUCUUCUUACUGGGUGGAAACAUGUAUACAUUAAUUUGUCGACCAUGGAACAAUGGCCUGCUGCUACAGUUCCUUGAUACUCCAGGUUUAAUCCCACAACUGGAAUUAGGCCCGGCUUUGGGACUCAAGACCAACAUCAAGAUCUCUGAUAUCUAUAGAGACUGUGAGAAAAACCAACCUUUGUGGACGACGCUCCACCUGCAUGAACUUGUAAACCUUGGAGAUAUACUCAAUGUGUCUAAAUACACAGCACAGAUCCGAGAGGAGUUUGAGAAAACUAAUGUCACCCUGUCUUCAGUCAAUCUCCUGAGCCCUGAAAUAAAAAAUCAACUUGUAAACAUCUCUGCCAAGGCGACUAAUUUUAACAGCACCGCAGUCAUACAGCAGAUGAAUGCCAUGUCAAGCAUCAAUUUGAAUACAACAGCAGAUAAAAUUGAAAUCCUGAGUCAACAGCAACCGAUUGCCAUUAAAGAUGAACUUCAAAAUGAAGCUUUGAAAUUAAGGCAAAUUCAAGCCGACAUAGAAGUAACUGUCUUUCCACAAGUGAAAAACCUGAAUUCAUCCAUCAAGAGCCUCCAGUCCACCACAGAAAAGAUCAAUGGAACAGUGGGGGAGGUGCUGAGCAAAGUUGCAGCAGCACAAGACUUUCUCAACACAAAUACAACACAGAUUGUAAAGACCGAAAGUAGGAGGUUUUUAGACUGUCAGGUGGAUUACUUCACUGCUUAUGCUGACUGGGCCACUAUUAUGGUCACACAACAGGUCGGCCGCUGCAAGCCCGUUGCCAGAGCUGUUGACUCUUUUGAGGUGGUCCUUUGUGUUAACAUGGUGGAAUCUCUGAAUGCGUUCUGGUUCAGUCUGGGCUGGUGCUUGAUGUUCUUCAUUCCCAGCACCAUCUUUUCCAUCAAAUUAGCAAAGUACUACAGGAGGAUGAAAUAUUCGGACUGCUUUGACAAUCACAUCGUUAUGAACCACAUCCCACGGGCUCAAAUAAAAAUCACAUGAGAUGGGACGACUCGUGCGGGGCCUUAAAGGUCUGCAGGCACAAAUGUUAUGUUUGAGGAAAUAAAAGCACAUGGGACACUACUGCACAGAUGUGGCACAUUGUCACUUGGGUAAAACAUCUGAAAAGAAUGUAAAAACUAAGAUACCUACUUGAAUAUUUUGUAAAUUUAGGUUUUCGCCAGAGGGUGGAGAGGCAAGUCUACAUCCAAACGGACUGUAGGGUUUAUAUGAUACAUUUCAUGCAGCACAAUUUUCUUUCUAAAGUCAUCUAGAGGGAUUCCAAUGACUUUUGCAAACCUAUAAGGAUUUUUAAAACUCCGUCUGUAAUCAGCUGCUGUUAAAAUGCCUCAUCAGGCAUUUUUAUUGUCUCCUAAAUGAUUUAAUCCAAAUGUCUGCAUAUCUAUAUAUACUGGCGCACAGUUCUUUGUCUUGACAUUAUUGUGAUUUAACAACUUGUUGCCAAUGAGAAACAAAUUUUUUUGAAUGAAUUCUUAUUUUCAUGUGCACCAAUGUUGGGAACAAAUGUUUUCUGAGAAUGAAAUGCUUAAUUGACUACUCAAUAUUUUUAAACCAUAAUAUCACUACUGUUUGCAAACUUUACCACACCAUUGUUACUAUUUUUCAUCCGAGUAGUAAUUUCUUUUGACUGAUAUUGAUUUUUGUUCCGCUUGGAUCUGCAGGGUAAAUUCUGUUCUUUUGUUACGCUGCACUUUAUGCGUUUAUCUGUUUGUUUAAUUAGAUUUUUGAUAAGUUUUGAAAAAUUUCUGUCAGCUGGUUUCUAUACUGUGAAUAAAAAUAACCACUAAUCAAGA
Molecule: messenger RNA, 4015 nt
Organism: Girardinichthys multiradiatus
Lineage: Eukaryota; Metazoa; Chordata; Actinopteri; Cyprinodontiformes; Goodeidae
Gene: prom2
Product: prominin 2
Exons: 27
Coding region: 708-3203 (831 amino acids)
Cellular component (GO): cilium; microvillus; cell surface
Molecular function (GO): cholesterol binding
Source: RefSeq, a predicted model, not a curated record